Messenger RNA from Acaromyces ingoldii, 1395 nucleotides. Its product is annotated as dihydrolipoamide succinyltransferase. The coding region runs from base 129 to 1349 and encodes 406 amino acids. The transcript has 6 exons. Gene Ontology annotation, biological process: tricarboxylic acid cycle. The record is from RefSeq and is a predicted model, not a curated record. Gene Ontology annotation, cellular component: oxoglutarate dehydrogenase complex. NCBI's taxonomy places the organism in Eukaryota, Fungi, Basidiomycota, Exobasidiomycetes, Exobasidiales, Cryptobasidiaceae. Gene Ontology annotation, molecular function: dihydrolipoyllysine-residue succinyltransferase activity.
CGGACGCCCUUCCAGUUGUCGUUUCUCCACGGCCUCACUUUUCCUUCUCACCUCUCCAGCUCUUCUUUUACCAACCCUUCCCUUGGACCUCGCCCCGCGACGUUAAUUGCGUGGUUGUUUUGAAGAAGAUGAUGCUGCCUCGCCGGUGCCCCUCGGCAGCAACCAAUGUGCUGCGUCGACAAGCCGCGCUGGUCCCUUCGUCCACCUCGAAGCGGACCCUGACGCUGUCUGCUUGCGCCGCCACGCUGCCUGUGGCGCCCUUCAGCUCGCGUCGUGCGUUCCAUGUCUCGCCCAUUCACCUUGCAGAGACUGUCAAGGUCCCCCAGAUGGCCGAGAGUAUCACCGAGGGCACGCUCAAGCAGUGGAACAAGAAGAAAGGCGACUUUGUCAAGGCUGACGAGGAAGUCGCAACAAUCGAGACUGACAAGAUCGACGUGUCGGUCAAUGCGCCUCAGUCUGGCACGAUCGUAGAGACGCUGGCAAACGAGGAGGACACCGUCCAGGUCGGAGGAGAAGCCGUCCCAGGACCAGGACCAGGACAAGCAAAAGAAGGAGGAGGACCAGAGCAAGAAGGAGCAGGAGCAGAAGGAACAGGAGCAAAAACAGAACCCAACCAGGACUCGGCGCCUGCGCCUCAUGGCUCGCGCGAAGAGCGCCGCGUCAAGAUGUCGAGGAUGCGCACGCGCAUCGCUGAGCGUCUCAAGCAGUCGCAGAACACGGCUGCUUCAUUGACGACGUUCAAUGAGAUUGACAUGUCUGCGCUCAUGGCCUUCCGCGCUCGCCACAAGGACCGCCUGCUCAAGGAAAAGGGCGUCAAGCUUGGAUUCAUGGGCGCCUUUGCCAAGGCGAGCGCCCUGGCCCUCCAGGAGAUUCCAGCGGCCAACGCCAGCAUUGAGGGUGAAGGCCUGGGCGACACGAUCGUCUACCGCGACUACGUCGACCUCAGCGUGGCUGUGAGCACGGACAAGGGCCUGGUGACGCCUGUUGUGCGCAACGUUGAAGGCCUGUCAAUCAUGGGCAUCGAGGAGGCCAUUUCGGACCUUGGCAAGAAGGCCCGCGACAACAAGCUCACCCUCGAAGACAUGGCCGGCGGCACCUUCACCAUUAGCAACGGCGGUGUCUUUGGAAGCUUGUUCGGAACGCCUAUCCUCAACCUGCCUGGAUCGGCUAUCCUGGGCAUGCACGCCAUUAACCAAAAGCCGUGGGUCGUCGGUGACAAGAUCGAGCCGAGGCCCAUCAUGGUUGUCGCCCUGACGUACGACCACCGGCUGCUUGAUGGACGAGAAGCCGUGACGUUCCUCGUCAAGCUCAAGCAGUACCUGGAGGACCCUGCGUUGAUGGCCCUGUAGAAUCUUUACCUCAAGCGAUAUUGUGCACACCAAUGGGAAGACAGAG